AUGCCCUCCGCCGGUGUGGAGAUCCUGGGCAUGAUCCUGGCGGUGGCCGGGUGGCUGGGGGUGAUGGUGGCGUGCUGCCUGCCCAUGUGGCGCGUGGUGGCGUACGUGGGCCAGAACAUCGUGAUGGCGCAGGUGGUGUGGGAGGGCCUGUGGAUGAGCUGCGUGGUGCAGAGCACGGGCCAGAUGCACUGCCGCAUCCACGACUCCAUGCUGGGCCUGCCCCACGACCUGCAGGCGGCACGCGCCCUCACCGUCAGCGCCCUGCUGCUGGGCGUGCUGGGCAUCGCGCUGGCCGUGGCCGGAGCCAAGUGCACCAACUGCACCCACGACCCGGCCAGCAAGCCGCGGCUGGCGCUGGCGUCCGGGGCGGCGUUCGUGGCGGCGGGGCUGCUGCUGCUGGUGGCCGUGUGCUGGACCGCCAACGUCAUCAUCCUGGACUUCCACAACCCGCUGCUGGAGGAGACGCAGAAGAGGGAGUUCGGGAACUCGCUGUACUUCGGCUGGGCGGCGUCCUGCCUGCUGCUGCUCGGGGGCGCGCUCCUCUCCUGCUCCUGCUCCUGCUCCUGCCCGCGGAGAGAGCCCCGCGCCGGUGCCAGCGCCUCUGCCUCCGCACCCGCUCCCUCGCACUCCAGCCGUGCCCGCUACUCUGCCGUCAAAGCCCUGCCUCUCAACGGCCACGAGAGGAGAGACUACGUCUAG
Messenger RNA from Clupea harengus (Atlantic herring), 699 nucleotides. RefSeq names its product claudin-9. The record is from RefSeq and is a predicted model, not a curated record. Gene Ontology annotation, molecular function: structural molecule activity. Gene Ontology annotation, cellular component: bicellular tight junction; membrane. NCBI's taxonomy places the organism in Eukaryota, Metazoa, Chordata, Actinopteri, Clupeiformes, Clupeidae. Bases 1 to 699 code for a protein of 232 amino acids. The transcript has a single exon.